Molecule: messenger RNA, 910 nt
Organism: Eptesicus fuscus (big brown bat)
Lineage: Eukaryota; Metazoa; Chordata; Mammalia; Chiroptera; Vespertilionidae
Gene: SMPX
Product: small muscle protein X-linked
Exons: 5
Coding region: 207-467 (86 amino acids)
Cellular component (GO): M band; costamere; muscle tendon junction
Source: RefSeq, a predicted model, not a curated record
CCGGGAGCAGCUCUCAAUCCCGGGUGAGGCACCGAGCACUUGAGCUAUUUCAGCCACAUGCAAAGCAUCGGAAUUGAGAUCGCAGCUCAGAGGACACCAGGCAUCCCUUUCACCUUCUAAGGAGCCUUGUAUUCUUGCACCUGGCUGCCUGGGACUCUCCUUAGGCAGUCAACAAAUACAUAAAGCAGGGAUAAGACUGCGUGAAUAUGUCGAAACAGCCAGUUUCCAAUGUCAGAGCCAUCCAGGCAAAUAUCAAUAUCCCAAUGGGAGCCUUUCGGCCAGGAGCGGGGCAACCUCCUAGAAGAAAAGAAAGUUCUCCAGAAACAGAGGAGAGUGCUCCUCCCACCUCGGAUGAGGAAAAGAAGCCAAUUCCAGGAGCAAAGAAACUUCCAGGACCUGCAGUCAACCUAUCGGAGAUCCAGAAUAUUAAAAGUGAACUGAAAUAUGUCCCCAAAGCUGAACAGUAAUUGGAGGAAAAAGGCAUGACGUGAAGAAUUGAAGAGUAAGAGAACAGAUUAAAAUGAAAAUAGCUCACUAAAAAUUUUAUAUAUUUGUAUGAAGAUUAUGAACCUCCUGAAUGUCUGAGACUAGCAGAAACGUCCUGUUUAUACAUUUAUAUCUCUUCCUUCUAGUUGGCUGCACUUCAUACUUUAAUUUUUCUUCAUGUUUGGCACCUUGUAGAACACAUAGUUCAAGAAUCCACCUCCUGGGAGGUGUAGUUUUGAGGAAGAAUAUGAUUUUACAGAGAGAGAUAUGGUCAUAUGCAUAACAGUGAUUGUGAUUGGAAGCUCUAUAAGCUACUUCCCACACUAUUUUGGUCAUUAUUUGGAAUGUAUUUUAGUUCUUCACCUUCUAAAUUAUGUCAAUAAAGUUUUUAUGAGUUCAAAUAAAUAUGCAAGUAAAUGUAAAA